Molecule: messenger RNA, 2625 nt
Organism: Lycium ferocissimum
Lineage: Eukaryota; Viridiplantae; Streptophyta; Magnoliopsida; Solanales; Solanaceae
Product: cationic amino acid transporter 2, vacuolar-like
Exons: 14
Coding region: 274-2220 (648 amino acids)
Biological process (GO): transmembrane transport; amino acid transport
Cellular component (GO): membrane
Molecular function (GO): amino acid transmembrane transporter activity
Source: RefSeq, a predicted model, not a curated record
UUAAUAAUUGAAUUUAUAGAAUUUUCUCUGUAAAAAAAUAAAUUCUGCAGAAUCAGCCCAUUUUUCCUUCUUCUUCCCAAAGGCCACAAAUUUCAAGGAAAUUUAUCCUUUUAUGCCUUUGGGUUUUGUUCUUUUCAAACACCCUGUAUAUAUUGAUCGAUUAUAAUUCAAGAUUCUCAUGUUUUUCUCAUCUUCAUAUUCAUAGAAAUAGUAUUUAUUAAAAAAGAUUGAAUUUUUUGAUUACCCAUUUUGUUAGAAAUUUUUGUUGGUUUUAUGAUGGGGUAUGUUGGUGAUACACAAAAGGUUGAUAAAGGAGGGUGUUUUAUUGGGGGUAUGAAAAGUCUUGUAAGAAGGAAACAAGUUGAUUCUGCAAAUUCAAAAUCUUCUGGUGGUGCUGGUUCUUCUCAUCAAUUAGCUAAGGCCUUAACUAUUCCUCAUCUUAUCUCUAUAGGGGUUGGUUCAACAAUUGGCGCUGGGGUUUAUAUUCUAGUUGGUACAGUUGCUAGAGAGCACUCAGGUCCGGCCCUCACCAUUUCCUUUUUAAUAGCUGGAAUAGCAGCUGCUCUUUCUGCCUUUUGCUAUGCGGAGCUCGCAAGUCGCUGUCCAUCAGCUGGGAGUGCCUAUCAUUAUUCUUACAUUUGUGUUGGAGAGGGUGUUGCUUGGCUGAUCGGUUGGGCAUUAGUAUUGGAGUACACAAUUGGAGGUUCUGCAGUUGCUCGAGGCAUAUCUCCAAACCUGGCCAUGCUUUUUGGAGGUCCAGACAGCCUGCCUGUUUUCUUAGCUCGUCACACAAUCCCAGGACUGAAUCUUACGGUGGACCCGUGUGCAGCAAUUUUGGUUUUUGUUGUCACCGGGCUUUUGUGCGUGGGGAUUAAGGAGAGUACCAUGGUACAAGGAUUUGUCACUUCAGUAAAUGUAUGUGUCAUGGCUUUUGUAAUUAUUGUUGGUGGUUAUCUGGGCUUCAAAUCAGGAUGGCCAGGCUAUGAGCUUCCUGUUGGGUAUUUUCCCUACGGAGUUGAUGGAAUGCUUGCUGGCGCUUCAACUGUCUUCUUUGCCUUCAUUGGGUUUGAUUCAGUUGCUAGUACAGCUGAGGAGGUGAAGAAUCCUCAACGUGACCUGCCAAUGGGAAUUGGUUUUGCAUUAUCGAUAUGCUGCUCUCUCUACAUGUUAGUCUCUGCAGUUAUUGUUGGUUUAGUACCCUAUUAUGCUAUGGAUCCAGAUACACCAAUCUCUUCCGCAUUUGCAAGACAUGGAAUUAAUUGGGCAGCAUAUAUAAUAACUAUCGGAGCUUGUACUUCUCUUUGCUCAACAUUAAUGGGUUCGAUAUUGCCUCAGCCACGGAUACUUAUGGCAAUGGCUCGGGACGGAUUGCUUCCUUCAUUUUUCUCAGAUGUUAAUAAGCGCACUCAAGUUCCUGUUAAGGGCACUGUGGCAACUGGUUUACUUUCUGGAACCUUAGCAUUUUUCAUGAACGUUGAACAGUUGUCAGGAAUGGUUAGUGUUGGUACGCUUCUCGCGUUUACAAUGGUGGCUAUUUCGGUAUUGAUUCUCCGAUACGUUCCACCAGACGAGGUCCCACUUCCAUCCUCUUUUCAGGAGGCAAUAGACUCAGUAGGCCUGCGACGUAGUGGCUGUAGUAGUAGUAGUAGUUCAGACAUUGAUGUCGAGAGCACCAAAGGUCCAGCUGUGACUGCUGGCGAUAGCACUCCAUUGUUAGUCGAGAUUUCAGUUGGGCGCCCUCUUGUGGAAAAAGCAGCUGCAAAGAUGAGCUAUCUAGUUCGUCAAAGGCGGAAAGUUGCUGGCUGGACAAUUAUGCUUACCUGUAUUGGAGUAUUCAUCCUUACAUCAGCUGCUUCAGUUGUUAGCUUAUCUAAUCCUGCAAGGUACGCACUGUCUGGAUUUGGCGGGUUGCUCCUUUUAUCUGGUCUGGUAGUGCUCACUUGCAUAGACCAGGAUGAUGCGAGGCACACCUUUGGACACACAGGAGGUUUCACUUGUCCGUUCGUUCCACUUCUGCCUAUUGCCUGUAUUCUCAUCAAUGUCUACUUAUUAAUUAAUCUUGGCGGUGCAACUUGGGCCCGUGUAUCAAUAUGGCUAGUAAUAGGGGUGUGCAUAUACGUGUUGUAUGGUCGAACCCACAGUUCACUAAAGAGUGCAGUUUAUGUUCCUGCAACUCACGUGGAUGAAAUUUACGAGACAUCUGCAAACUCCCUUGCGUAAUAAACCUGUACGUCCUGGGCAAACGGAAAACCUUCUUUUCAGUUGCACAACCACAAGCAGCACAAAGGUUUCAAGAAGAAGCUGCUGCAUAUUUUGGUUUGCUGAAAAGCACCUUUGUUCCUGUAUUUUGUGCCACUGUAAUUUUCUUGUGUAGUUUUACUGCUGAAAGAGGAAAAAGAGAAGGGAACAAGAAAAAUAAGAGCUAGAAUUAUAUAUUGAUGCCAAUCACAUGAUUUGUAAUCAGCAGCUGCCAGUUGAUUCUUUGAACCUCUUUAUUUGUACAUAUUUGUGGUGAUACUUAAGGGAUUGUGAUCCUGGCGAUUGGGGACUUGUGGAAAGUGUAAAUAUGUGAAAUGUAAAUUUACAACCUCUUGGAAUUCCUUAAUGAGUACUGGUAUUUCUUCA